AUGCCAUCAUCACCUGGUGGUGCCUCUGAAAAAACAGACGAUGGCGAAACAAAUAAUAAUACUUUGGACCACUUGGGUGGAUCUGGUGACAAUAGCCAAUUUAAAAACAGAGAGAAGGGAUUAUUUAGUAGAAGUACAGAUGGCAAAUGUGAUCACUCACUCUAUAUGCUCUUGAGUGAUAGUCAAAACCCAAAACAAUAUAUUCAAUCACUAGUACAAUUAUUAUUAAUGUGGAUGAAAACGGACAUUAAUCCAAGUGAUCCGAUAGAGUUGAAUGAUUUAACAACAUCACUGAUGAAAGUACUUUGCAUAGGCUUUUUUGAAUUUUUAUAUUCCGUGGAGAGUGCAAAUGAAAGUAAUUGUCAACAGAGGCCAUAUGAUGAGGAUGAAUUUAUUGCCAAAUUUUGUGAGGGGGAUGUUUUUGCCUUUAUUGAAAAUUUAAGAGAUUACAAUAGCGAAAAAUCAAAAAAGCUCUUGAUCUAUCUCCAGAAUCAAAAAUUAAACGAAUUAAGAAUGGAAGAUAGUAAUUCAGCAAACAGAUUUUUGAAGCUCAGAUCUGAAAUUGUUCAUGGAUUCAGAGUAUUUGAAUAUGGGACAUUAUUUUAUUACGUCUCUGAAUUGAAAAACUUAAAGAAAGCAUUUGACUAUACAAUAUGGUAUUUUAGAAAUAGUUCCUUGUGUAUGGAUCCAAAUUUCAGAGAUAUUUUAAUGGCCAUUGUUGAUACCCUAAUUAUGCUUAACUUUAAUUCUGUUCUUGAUGCAGCUAAAGAAGUUGAACCAGGUAUUUGGGACUCGGAUUAUGUUAAAUUGGAUGAUGGAGAGAAUGUGUUGGAUCAAUACUUUACUUUGAAGAAGAAUCAAUCAAUUGCUUGUGUAAAGAGAUUGAUAAUUGCGAAUAAGGCUACUCGUUAUGUUAUUACACCUACAAUAUUGGAAACAAUUUUAAAGAGACUUCAAGAUGAUUUUGACUGCAUUGAGGAUAUUAUUGAUAUUUAUCAAGCCAAUACAGAUAAAUUUUCAACAGAUGAUUCUGAAGUAAUACUCAAGCUCAAGACAACAAUUUCCAACAAGUGGAAAUCUUCUUGGGAAUCAAAUAUUAGUGGCUCUGUGCUAGAUCAUCACACCUCUCUUCCUACUCAACUAAAUACAGCGAUACCUGGUGGAGCCAGCUCCCAAAGCACAACCAAUCUCGUUAAUUCCAAUGUUGUAAGAUUUAGUGAGUGGAUUGGCAUUUUCCCAGAGUGUGAGAUUUUUGACACUUUGAAAAAGUUUGAAAAGGUCUCCAGUGAUGUAAAUGCCACAGAAGUAAUGAGAGAUGGAUGGAUGAAGGAAGUAGCUUCUGAUCCAAUUCAAGUUUUAAACUCUAUGCAACGUGCAAUUGAAGGUCUCUAUUGUAACUUGCAAAGCUCUAGAAAAGAUGCCCUCGAAAGUGUAAUAUCUAAGGAAGAAAUUUAUAAGGAAAAUAUCAAAAUUUCUAGAAUGAGAAGACAAAAUGAAAAUUCUGGCACUUCUCAAUCCUCCACCACUGUAAAUUCAUCUCAAACAUUUGUAUCUCCAAGUCUUCUCCUCAGAACUCAACCAUCCUUAACAACUAGUCAACUUUUAACCAAUACAAGUACUGGUAGAAGAACAGAGCACCCAACACCUUCCUCACAAGACAGUAAGAGAGUAAAACGUGACUAA
Naegleria gruberi is the source of this 1683-nucleotide messenger RNA. RefSeq lists its product as uncharacterized. The record is from RefSeq and is a predicted model, not a curated record. The coding region runs from base 1 to 1683 and encodes 560 amino acids. NCBI's taxonomy places the organism in Eukaryota, Heterolobosea, Eutetramitea, Acrasida, Naegleriidae. The transcript has a single exon.